ACAUACAAGGCGAAUGUGACCAUGUACGAGCGUGACGGAUACAUUGGAACCAGAGCACCACGAUUUCCCAGCCAACCUAGAUUGCUCCUACUGAGCAGCAAAUUGGACCCGAAGAUGCCGAACAAGUAUGCUGAGAUCCUCGUCGACGUACUCGACGGUGCUAACACGGAGUUGGUGAAAUUCAACUACUCCACGCAAGAGUCUUUCAAAGACUCUCUUCUCGUCGACAACGAUUAUAACAGUGAGACGUGUGGAAUGAGAAUUCUUGUGUCGUACGUCAGCGGCGGCGGAGAUUUGGAGCUCCUGGACAAGUCGUGUCUGCAAGAAAUGCUGUCACUCAAUUUGACCACGCCGAUAAACCUUCAGCAUUUUUACCUCGCUACGGACGAUGCCUACGACGGAGCGUAUGAUGCUAGUCUGAAAUGA
This is a messenger RNA of Phytophthora sojae, 426 nucleotides long. RefSeq lists its product as hypothetical. The transcript has a single exon. Lineage: Eukaryota; Oomycota; Peronosporomycetes; Peronosporales; Peronosporaceae. The record is from RefSeq and is a predicted model, not a curated record. The annotation marks the transcript as partial.